GAUGAGGACUUCGCGGAAGAAGAAGAAGAAGAAGGCCAAUCAAAAUGAUCGAAUUAGUGACUUACCAAUUAAUGUCAUUGAUGAAAUCCUAGGAAACUUGAGAAUCCGAGACCAAGUUAGGACUAGUAUUUUGUCAAAAAUGUGGAGGUAUAUGUGGACUUCAGCCCCGCAACUUCGUUUUGACCAAGAUUUUUUUGAAAGUUUUCUGCAUCAUGAAGACUAUGAACCUGAAGACUAUCAACCUGUAGUCUCUAAAAUCAUCACGGAUGUUCUUAUGAUCCAUAAUGGGCCAAUACACAAGUUUUCGAUUGACAUAAGUCCGGGCUACCCAUUUCGGAUCUCAAUGGAAAAUCUCAAUACGUGGAUCCCCUUUAUGUCAAAGGACAUUAAACAUCUUGAGCUUUUGGCCUUGAGGAGUUACGAGGAUGAAACUCAAACGUCGGAUAUUCUCUUCUCUUGUAAGGAAUUGACUUUCCUCAAACUUAGUUCAAUUUUCUUGUCAAUUCCACCUAAUUUCAACGGCUUUAAAAAAUUGCUUGAACUUCACUUAUUUCGUAUUGAAUUUGAGUCUGGUGCAAUUGAGAGUCUUGUGUCUGGUUGUCCUUUACUUGAGAAGCUCAAGAUUAAAUCAUGUGAUGGUUGUGAUUAUCUUGUUAUAUCUUCUCCUUCUCUCAAAGUCUUAGUGCUAGAAUUGUACGAUACAAAGUCAAUUUGUCUCAAGGAAGCAAAGAAUCUUAUCGAUUUUACACUCAAAACAAAUCCGACUAGAGGUUUGAUCAAAAGUUUGCCAAAAAUUAAGAAGUUUUCUCUGGACAAUUGGAUAAAGGAAUCAUAUGCAGAUAUCAUUCUUCCCCCGCUACUAACAAGUUCAUUCAGCUCUUUGGAGUAUCUGGAAUUGGAUGACUUGAGUUUGAAUGAUGAAGGAGACUUUUUGUAUUUUGUCAGUGUUCUCAAAAGUUCUCCUAGGUUGAUUGAACUUGUUAUUAGACAGAGAUUAAAAGAUGUUGAUGCCAUCCAAGUGUCAGACCAUUGCAAGGAGUUAGAAUGCGGGAAUUGUUUCCUUAAGCUUCAGACAGUGAAUAUCCACGUUAGCACUAACUCGCAGCAUGGAAUGAGUUUGAUACAAUUCAUACUUGCAAAUUCUCCUUCAUUAAAGACUCUUAAUUUUUGGUGUGAUUUUGAAUUAGAUACACCUAUGUUGUUAAACAUUUCAAAAGACUUGUUACGGAUGGAACGAGCAUCACCAAAAGCACAGGUUGCUUUCUUUCAUCUUAAAGGAGUGGUACUACUUUAAGGGAAUGAGAGUAUUUGGGGUUUUGGUGAAAGUGGAUGUGUUGUAUGAUGUAAUGAACUUGUACUGAUGUAGCCAGAUUGUACCCAUUUGUGAGAUGAAGAGGUGAAUAUCUACGUCUGAGCUGGUGCAAUGAGUUUACUUGCAAACUCUCCUUCAUUAGAAACUCUUAAUUUUUGGUGUAUUUAUAUUGAAUUAGAUGCACCUAUGUUAUUAAACAUUUCAAAAGAUUGUUACAGAUGGAACGAGAAUCACCAAAAGCUCAGGUUAAGUUCCAUUUCCUUAUAUACAACGCAUUCCCAAAUACUCUUUAACUUUGGUAACAUGUGGCCAUUGUUUGUAAUAGUUUAUGAAUCA
Vicia villosa (hairy vetch) is the source of this 1648-nucleotide messenger RNA. Its product is annotated as F-box/FBD/LRR-repeat protein At1g13570-like. Gene Ontology annotation, molecular function: protein binding. Lineage: Eukaryota; Viridiplantae; Streptophyta; Magnoliopsida; Fabales; Fabaceae. The coding region runs from base 2 to 1294 and encodes 430 amino acids. The transcript has 3 exons. The record is from RefSeq and is a predicted model, not a curated record.